Messenger RNA from Bipolaris victoriae FI3, 3861 nucleotides. RefSeq lists its product as hypothetical. The transcript is spliced from 5 exons. Gene Ontology annotation, molecular function: ATP binding; protein serine/threonine kinase activity. Bases 1 to 3861 code for a protein of 1286 amino acids. NCBI's taxonomy places the organism in Eukaryota, Fungi, Ascomycota, Dothideomycetes, Pleosporales, Pleosporaceae. The record is from RefSeq and is a predicted model, not a curated record. Gene Ontology annotation, cellular component: cytoplasm. Gene Ontology annotation, biological process: protein phosphorylation; intracellular signal transduction.
AUGGACUCCGCAUUCCAUGGCCGUCCACCGUCUCGCCGCCGCGUCCUUGGAGACGUCACAAACUGCGUUAACGAGGGUCUAUACAGCCAGCAACGCGAUGAAAAGCAGGUCGAUAGAGACAAACCAGUCUCUGCACCCCAGCAGAUCCCUCAAAAAGAUUCGGUAGUCGCAAAUGCUUCACUUGCAGUUCGCAACGAGCUGGGUUCUCCAGAAAACAAGCGUCUCUCAGCCGUUCAAGCCCGCGAAGGCCGUCCUCCAAACCCCAAGCGUGAUUCGGAAAUUUCCAACACAAGCACUAAUGCUUCCAGCUCAAACCGCCGUCUCAAGACACACAUAGGCCCGUGGCAGCUGGGUAGAACUAUCGGUCGAGGCGGCUGCUCACGCGUACGGCUUGUCAGGCACUCUGGAACUGGUCAAUACGGUGCUGCAAAAAUCAUCUCCAAGGCUACAGCAGAGAAAGUCCGGGCGUUAAGUUUGGCCAAUCUUAUCCAGAGUGCCGAGAAGGACCCAACUCUAUGCCAUGACGGCAAGGUGAUCCCGUUUGGGUUGGAACGUGAGAUUUGUAUCAUGAAGUUGUUGGAUCACCCAAACAUUGUCCGCCUGUUUGAUAUCUGGGAGAACCGUGAUGAGCUCUAUCUCAUCAUGGAGUUUGUAGAAGGCGGCGAGCUUUUCGCCUACAUUCAAGAACAGGGCGGUUUGAUCGAAAUACAUGCUGUCCAUGUUUUCCGCCAGAUCAUCGCAGCUUUGACCUACUGCCAUCGAAUCAACAUUCAUCACCGCGAUCUCAAGCCCGAGAAUAUUUUGUUGGACAGAGACACUAUGACAGUCAAGCUGGUUGACUUCGGCAUGGCUGCCUUACAACCGGUUGGAAAGAAGCUCACCACACCUUGUGGCAGCCCGCAUUAUGCCGCCCCAGAAGUCAUCAGGACUACAUCCUACGAUGGCGCAAAGGCAGAUGUCUGGAGCUGUGGUGUCAUCCUAUUUGUUCUGCUUACCGGUGCACCCCCCUUCAAUUACUCAGGUGAUGACCGCGACAUGAAGCAUCUAUUUCGCGAUAUCGCACAGGCUAAGUAUGUCAUGCCUGACAAUAUCUCUAAAGAAGCUCAGGAUCUCAUCAGGAAGAUCUUGGUGCCCGACCCCAAGCGCCGCAUAUCACUUGAAGAAAUCUGGAAUCAUCCUUUCCUGCGCAAGUACCAACAAGAGCUGAACUUUUUGGGAGACAAUGCUCACCUCGAUAAUUGGACUGGCCCUUCUCCUGUCAUAGCUGAGUGGACGGCACUAGACCGGGCCACUAUUAAUCGCGACAUUCUGAGAUAUCUGCGUACGCUGUGGCAUAGCGAGAAGGAAGAGAACCUGAUUCAAAAGUUGAUCAGUUCAGAACCAAACCAGGAAAAGUUCUUUUACGCUGCUCUUUGCAAGUACCAUGCCGACCAAUUAGAAAAUUAUCAGCCAAGCUCGGAGUAUGCUGUUACUCAUUCAAACAGCGAUCAUCACCAUAAUAUACGUCAUGCACCUACACCCUUGGAUAUUGCAGAGCUUCCAUUGAAGCGUAACAAGCGCUCCCAGUCCGCCUACUCGAUUCUCAAUAACGAGCAUCUUUACUCAAAGCAUAGCCUCUAUGAGACUCCAGCCUCCGAAGCGAGCUACGAUCCUUACCGAGCCUCGAGGCAGCCUAUAAUACCCGGUCCAGAAGAUAUUCCUCUCAGCCAGCAUGUUACUGUACAUCGCGGACGUGGCGGCAGCCGCAGUGAAAAGCCACGUCCCACUACAGCUCUGGGACACCGGAACGGCAGCUCAUUACGCAUUCAGGCUCUGCGAAAUAGAUCUAAACGUAGUCAUGCGACAUCGCGCAGUUCUUCGAGCCGAAGUAGCCUGUCUUACCGCGCCUUUUCUGUCCAGAGGCAUUCGAUGUCACGGUCAUCACUCAUGAGCUCCCAAUGGCCCAGCAGUCCGCCUGUUGUUUCUCGCCCUAGCGGUAUAGGCAAGCGCGGUGUGAGCUUCUCGCAUCUGCGCGAUCGUCGGUUGUCGGCUGCUACUGGUAGUAGUUGGCAGACUGAGAUUGGAUCUUGUACCGGUUACAUGGCUCAUAGACCUCACACCUCUAUUGGAUCGUAUGGAUCAGCCAUGAGGACUAGCACUAUCCGUUCGAACCCCAGAUCAAAGGCUUUUGCUGGUACAGAUACUCCACGUCUCAAGGUGUAUAAGCGGGAAAGCCCAACCAAAUACAUUCAGGGUGAGGUUCGGAAGGUCAGUAUGGAGCUGGGCAAGGUCAUGGAAGAGGCUUUCAAUCGAUCAUCUGUCGGUUCAAGUGUCUACUCAGGCGCAUAUACGUAUAACGAUGCUUCAAAUUAUGACAGCCCUCUGACAUCUUUACCAAACACGCAGAAUCUGGGCGGCAGCAUACUCGCCACUCCCCCAGCUGCUAAAUGGUUGUCCCGAGAGCGACCUCUUCCACCUACACCAGCUGAAACACCAAACACCUUCGUUCAGCGAAAGCUCGCAGAGACCCGUGCGGAAAUCGCCCGAAGGAUUAUGGAGGAUGAGACCACUGAACGUUACCACAACCUCCUUGAGAAUCUCGAUCGCCUGAUGAUGCCUACAGCGAUUGGAGGCAAGCGUAUUGCUUCGGCUCCCACGAAGUCUCCUGAACAUGGACCACUACAUGUGAUCCCAGAAGAGGCGAAGAUUGACAGUGGAGGUGGGCUAGGGAAUCCUGUUGUUCAUCACCGGGUUUUCACUGAUCCUGUUAGAUCUCAGGGUUACCGUGUUGCACCAGACCAGCAGCAGACGAUUCGCAUUGUUAACGGAUCGCCUAAUCGUGUGGCGCCUCUAAACAUCCGUAAGAAAAGUGGGGCAAGCCUUGAUUCAAAGAAAGCUACCAAAGAGGUGACUGUUGAGCCAUUGUCUGUGCUGAAUAGCAACUCUACAGUUCGUCUAUACCAAGACGUGCAGCAUGAUCUGCCUGCAGCAAGACUCAACAAAGAUGUCUCUGUGCCUGCAAAGCAACAUCCUGUGAUCCGGAAAAAGAAGUCAUGGUUUCGGCGAAACAACGAUGAAAAGAACAAGGAUCAUGAUGACGAGGAAAACCAAGUCACGAAGCAACCAAAUGGGCUACUCCAGGUCCCUGAGGCAUGGCACGGCCUUGAUGAUCGCACCAAAAAGAGCCCUGUGCCAUUAGCGAAUGGCGGUCAUCCAAAGCAUAAUCAGAAGCAAUCGGAUGGAAGCAAUGGGAGCGAGUUUCCUAUACGCCAUGACAACUCUAAACCUUCAAAGGGCGAUGGCACAGCUCGCAAAGGUUUCCUUGCAUUGUUCGGAAAGAAGUUUAAGAAUGGCAAAGGAAAUUACCCGAUGGAGCUAGGAGAAAUCAACUUUAGCUCCUCUUCUAUCUCGUCGAACUUCGAUCUGGGGCCCGACCGCAAUAAGGAUGUAGUUCGUAUCGCCCCUCCUGAGAUGCAGAUGAACUGGCUAUCGCGCUUCCUGCAUAUCAAACCUGCUAGCAAAACCUUGUGCCUGCAAGUCGGUCGUGGCAAGGUUCGACAGGACUUGGUUCGUCUGCUGCGCGACUGGCAGCGCUUUGGCAUUCAGGACGUGGCGUUGGAUCGCAAGUCCAAUUCCAUCAGUGCGCGCGUUGAUAGAAAUAACCACUUGAAGAUCAAGCCGGUUUCCUUUGUCAUUGAACUCUUUGUCGUACUCGAACACGGGCGCCGCGCCAAUCUCUGCCUUGCGCGCUUCACCCAGACGCGCGGAGCAGCAUCCAGCUUCCGCAAAGUCGUCGAUAUUAUCGAGGACAUCUGUCGUGCUCGCUCCAUGCUAGUCGAAGACGAACAAAAGAAAGCCACGAUGAUGGAGGUCUUGGAUUAG